Molecule: messenger RNA, 387 nt
Organism: Adineta steineri
Lineage: Eukaryota; Metazoa; Rotifera; Eurotatoria; Adinetida; Adinetidae
Source: the annotation of a GenBank genome assembly
AUGACAACAACUGGAGAAAAUGUUCAAUUAAAAAAUUGUUCAUUAGAUUUGGAUUGUAUUCAUGGAAUAUGUAAUAAUAAAAAUAUUAAUGAAACAUAUUGUAUAUGUGAACGUGGUUGGACAAUAUCAAAUAAAGCAGAAUUCUAUGGUUGUACUUAUGAACAAAAAUCUAAAUUAGCUGCAUUUCUUCUUUCAUUUUUUCUUGGUGGUUUUGGCGCUGAUUGGUUUUAUUUAAGUGUUGGAAAUGGUGGUUAUAUUGCAGGUGGAAUUUUUAAAAUGUUAACUUUAGGUGGAAUGGGAAUUUGGUGGCUUGUUGAUUGGAUUAGAAUUUUAACUAAUUCAUUUCUUGAUGGACAAGGUGUGGCAUUACUCGAAUGGAUUCCAUGA